Molecule: messenger RNA, 963 nt
Organism: Brassica oleracea var. oleracea
Lineage: Eukaryota; Viridiplantae; Streptophyta; Magnoliopsida; Brassicales; Brassicaceae
Exons: 2
Coding region: 1-963 (320 amino acids)
Source: RefSeq, a predicted model, not a curated record
AUGUCAGAUUCGGGGAAGUUACACUUCUUCCUCGGUGUUAAAGCGGAGUUUAUCAAUGGUGGCAUCUUUCUAAGUCAGAAAGCAUACGCAACAUACAUCAUUCAGCGUGCAGGCAUGCGAGACUGUAAACCCAUAUCUACUCCUGUUGACUUAAACGCCAAGCUAAAGGCUGAUGAAGGUGAACGAAUACCAGACCCAACUCAAUAUCGCAAACUGGCUGGAGCUGUGCAGUAUUUGACAUUCACUCGCCCAGACAUCGCAUAUGCCAUUCAUCAAAUAUGCCUUUAUAUGCAUGAUCCCAGACUUCCUCAUUUUCAAGCUUUGAAACGUAUAAUCCGUUACUUGCAAGGCACAUCAGGAUUAGGCCUUCAGCUUCUCAAAGGACCCAUCAAUGACUUGGUUGCUUACUCUGAUGCAGACUGGGCUGGCUGUCCUGAUACUCGACGCUCCACUUCAGGAUAUUGCGUGUUCUUAGGCUCUAAUCUGGUUUCGUGGUCUUCAAAACGACCACCCACAGUCUCACGCGCAAGCGCAGAGUCUGAGUAUAAAGGUAUCGCCAAUGCAGUGGCGGAACUAACUUGGAUUCAAAAUCUUCUGUUUGAACUCGGUCAUCCUCUCACCAAAGCUUCAAUAGUCUACUGUAACAACAUCAGUUCAGUCUACAUGACUCAGAAUCCAGUAAGACAUCAACGCACAAAGCAUGUUAAGAUUGAUCUACAUUUUGUUCGUGAGAAAGUUGCUCUUGCUACCAUUGUUGUUAAUGAAACACAGCUCCUCUUAACCUUCCAAACCCUCAACCUCAUUGACAGCAGGUGGAUCUUCCUGCUUGGAGUUACCAACAAACUUCAGCUGCUCAUGGGUGGCUUUUUCAGCAAUGAGUACGUCGAUCUUGUCUUCCAAAGCUUUGAUCUCUUUCCUCGUCUGCUUAUCUUCAAGGCUCCUAAAACAAAUGUUGUAGUAUAA